Entamoeba histolytica HM-1:IMSS is the source of this 870-nucleotide messenger RNA. RefSeq lists its product as uncharacterized. Gene Ontology annotation, cellular component: nucleus. NCBI's taxonomy places the organism in Eukaryota, Evosea, Mastigamoebida, Endamoebidae. The record is from RefSeq and is a predicted model, not a curated record. Bases 1 to 870 code for a protein of 289 amino acids. The transcript has a single exon.
AUGAAGAGAAGAGCACGUAAUGCAAUGGAAGAAGAAGAAUUAGAAGAAAAUACAUUUGUUCCUGUAGAAACAGAUGAAGGAGAUGAUGCAAUGGAAGAAAUUAAUGUAGACAUCUUUUUAGAAAAUCAAAGUGAAAAUGAUUAUUUAGAAAUUAAGAAUUUCUUAUUACACAGUCCUUUAAAGUACACUGGAAUUAAUUUGAGGACAUUGACUGAUAUUUUAAUCAAAACAGAAAUAGGGUCAGUUAUUAAGAAUAGUGAUAAUGAUACUUAUGGUCUUGCUAUUCCAGUAGAUUUUGAGUCAUUAAAAGUUGAUGGAAUUUAUGAUGAUUUUUGUAAAUACACUAUUAAUGCAUUCAAACAAUAUAACCAAGAAAAACUUGAUUUUGUUCAGAAAGUAUUAAGUGGUGAAGCAGGAAGAAGAAUGUUAAUUGUUAAUGAGAGAAUGGUAAAUUGUCCAUCUGACUUAAAUUCAUUAUUACAUAAUACCAUUUAUGAAGAAAUUGGUAUUUAUGAUACUGAACAUCACAUCACUCAACCAGUUAAUUAUUAUGUCAUUGCUGCAUCAUGUGUUAAAGGUCUUGAUGAUGAUGAUGGAAAUAAUGAUGAUGAAGAACAGACAGUAAUAAGAAGAAAAAAGAAAAUUCAUGUUUCUGAUGAAUUAGAAUAUUUAUUAAUGGAAAAUCAAAUCUAUUCAAAAUUUGCAGAAGCUGGUGUUGUUGUUUCCGUAUCUUCUAAGGAUAGAUGGACUUUACCAGGAAAGGUAAAAGAUUUUAUUUCUAUUAUGAUUAUUAAUUCAAAACAAAUUAGUAAUAUUCUCAAAGAAAUUACUGAUGCCUUUGGCACUUCAAAAUUCACUGAAGAGAAAUAA